AUGUCAUCACCACAUUCAACUUAUUAUGAGGCCACUGACACACCCAAAGGUACAACUUACUUUGUUUUAGAAUUAGUUGAUGAAUUUAUUAAAGAAUUUAAAAAUCUAAUAAAUAAUAUUUCAACAAAACAAGAACAAAAAUCAAGAAACAUAUUUUUUAAAGAAAUUUCUUUACGUAUUAAUAUGAUUCAAUUCUUCUAA
Messenger RNA from Dictyostelium discoideum AX4, 201 nucleotides. RefSeq lists its product as hypothetical. Bases 1 to 201 code for a protein of 66 amino acids. Lineage: Eukaryota; Evosea; Eumycetozoa; Dictyosteliales; Dictyosteliaceae. The transcript is spliced from 2 exons. The record is from RefSeq and is a predicted model, not a curated record.